AAGAUACGAAAUAUGAGAUAGAGAGAGAGAGAGAGUGGUGUAGCUGUUUCAUGCUGCUUUCACACAUCCUAUGUCGUUAUGUGGCUGAGGAUUGGGUCCACCGACCCGUAGGCCUUACCCUCUCUCUCAUUCAUUAAUUUUUGCUAGUGUAAAAUUUUCAUUUAUGACAAGGGAGAACUGAGCAAAAUCUGGAAAAGCUUUUCAAGAGAAUAAAAGAAAAAGGGAAAAAAAAAAAGGAAAUGUUUUGUGAGUAUGUGUUGGUGUAUCUGCAUGACACCAAAUCAGUGAAGAAACUGAGUAAUAUUGUUGCCAGCUCAAAUUUCUCAUUUAUAACAAGCCAACCUGCGGAGAAUAUUAACACCAGGGCAGUGUCUAUGGAGGAGUUGAAUAUUUGCUAUUGCUAUUAAUUUCUUCCUCUUCAAUUCUCUUUAAUUCUGAUUCAGUUGUGGGGUUCAAGGAGAAAAGGAUACUCCCAGACCAAACAGAAGAAGGUUAAUUUUGUUAUAUAUAGAACUUGCUACAACACAUGGCGGCAUCAUCUUCCUCAGCAUCACUCUUUGGCUUUAGAGAAGAGGAUCAAAACCAGAUGAAGCAACAGCAUUCCUUGACACCAUCUUCGUCUGCAACACCAGCUGCACCACCACCCCAGAAGAAAAAGAGAAACCAACCUGGAACUCCAUAUCCAGAUGCGGAGGUGAUAGCACUAUCUCCCAAGACCCUAAUGGCAACAAACAGGUUUAUAUGCGAAGUGUGCAAUAAAGGGUUUCAAAGGGAGCAAAAUCUACAGCUUCACAGAAGAGGACACAAUCUGCCAUGGAAGCUGAAGCAGAAGAGCAACAAAGAGCCAAAGAGAAAGGUUUAUCUGUGUCCUGAGCCCACAUGCGUCCACCAUGACCCUUCAAGGGCUCUUGGAGACCUCACUGGCAUUAAGAAACACUACUCUCGCAAACAUGGUGAGAAGAAGUGGAAGUGUGACAAGUGCUCCAAGAAAUAUGCUGUUCAAUCAGAUUGGAAAGCCCAUUCUAAGACUUGUGGCACCAGAGAAUACAGAUGUGAUUGUGGUACACUCUUCUCCAGGAGGGACAGUUUCAUCACCCACAGGGCCUUCUGCGAUGCACUUGCUCAAGAGAGUGCAAGACAUCCACCAAACCUUGGCGCCGCCAUCGGCACCCACCUCUUCGGAACCACCGCCAACACCAUUCCUCUAAACCUUUCUCAGGUUGCUUCUCACAUUUCCAACAUCCAAGACCCCAACACCCAGCCAACAGAACUCCUCCGCCUCGGUGGCGCCGCCGCAAGAACCUCCCAAUUCGACCAUCUCCUAGGUUCUCCCUUCAGACCCUCCCAACAACAACCACCCUACUUUAUGGAACCUAACCAAAACUACCACCCCGACCAACAACAACAACAAGGGCUGCUCCAAAACAAACCCUUCCAACAAGGACUGAUGCAGAUCCCCGAUCAUCUCAGCAACAGCAACUCACCCUUCAACCUUCCUUUCCUUUCAAACACCACCAACAAUGCUUCCUUCACUGAAAACUUCAACAAUACCAACAACAGCAGCAACAACAACGAGAGCGCUAACUUCUUCACAACUUCAAGCGCUCCCUCUCUCUUCAGCAACAACAACAACAACGCUGUCAGUGCAAACGCCAACGCCAGUGCACUAUCUCACAUGUCCGCAACUGCACUGCUUCAGAAAGCCGCACAAAUGGGUGCGUCUUCGAGCAACAGCACAGCUUCGCUGUUGAAAAGCUUCGGAAGCGCGUCCUCCAGCAGCGGCUCAAAAUCCGAGCAACACAGGCCACUGGUGAACGCUGCAAACUACGGCGGCGGAAUCUUCGGAGGGAACGUGAACGAACAGGGUAACAGCAACCUUCAAGACCUGAUGAACUCGUUCGCUGUUGGUGGAAACUCUUCCAUUUUUGAAGGUGGGUUUGAAGCGUAUGAUCAUAACAGUAAUAAUAACAACAGGGAGGGAAAAGUGCAUGCAAUGAGUGGAAGCAGUAGCAUUGGGGGGUCCGAUAGACUCACCCGCGAUUUUCUGGGUGUGGGUCAGAUUGUUAGAGGCAUGAGUGGGAGUGGAGGAGUUGCACAGAGAGAACAGCAGCAACAACAGCAUGGCUUCAACUUGAGUUCUUUGGAAGCAGAUCAACGAAAUAACAGUAACAGCAAUAAUAAUAACAAUGCUGCGCCGUCAGGUCAAGCUUUUGGGGGUGGUGGAGGGAAUUUUCAGUGAGGAAAAUCAUCGAACAAAAGUACAAAGGUACGUCAUCAACUCAAAAGCAUUGUACUGUAUAUUAAUUAGUGAUAUGUUAUGAAUAAUGAUCAUUAUGGUGUUAUGAUUCUACGUUGUGAUUAGGGGUUGCAUUUUCUUGUGUGUUUUGAUGUGAUAAAAAUAAGAUGAAAUUGAAGUGGUAGAGAAUGUGAUGUGAGUGUAUAAAAAAUCUGUGUGUGAAAUAUGAUUACUCUGGUUAGAAAGAAGAUGCUGCUACUUUUGAGAAAAGGGGAAAAUGAGUGUGUUCAGAAAAAGAGCGUGUGGUCUGACAUGUUGUCUUGCAUGGGGUGGACAACGACGUUGUACAGUACUUUGUUUCUUCUCUUGUCUUCUCCUUUUCAUUUUCUUUCAUUUUUGGAUAUAUUUUGGGUUGGCAGAGUCACGAGUGUCAAACUGGUGGACCCUCACUCAACCAAUACAAUACCUGCUCUUAUCAACAUGUUCUCCCACUGUCAUAUAUAUAUUGUUAGAUAUAUUUAUCAUUAAUUUCUCGAAAGUCUUGCAGAGAAUGUUUGAUCU
Messenger RNA from Vigna umbellata (rice bean), 2797 nucleotides. The record is from RefSeq and is a predicted model, not a curated record. Lineage: Eukaryota; Viridiplantae; Streptophyta; Magnoliopsida; Fabales; Fabaceae.